AUGUGGCUGCAAGCCGGUCUAAUAGGUAGCCGGUUGCUGAACAACAUCUGUACUGCCUUGGAUCUGCCCAUAGAAAAGCGGUACAUUUGGACAGAUUCCAGAACAUCUCUCUCGUGGGUUUGCUCGGAUAGCAGGCGCUAUCAUCCAUACGUAGGUUUUCGUGUCGGCGAGAUUCUGAAUUCCUCUACCGUCGAUGAGUGGCACUACGUUCCGUCGAAACAGAACGUGGCUGACGACGCCACGAAGUGGGGAGUUGGACCUAGCUUCAGUGCGAGUAGUCGCUGGUACACGGGUCCGGAUUAUCUCUUCUUGCCGGAAAACGAAUUACCAGAGCAGCCAGCGAAACAAUGGAAAACUGACGAGGAGCUACGUACCAGAUUUCAACAUCAUCGAGAAAUGCCACAACCUUUGAUUAACGUGAGUAGAUUCUCGAAUUGGAACCGCCUGUUACGCACGACGGCGUAUUUGCUACGCGCAGUGAAGUUGUUCCGAACGCGAGGCAAAUCGGGACCGCUGACCAGCGAGGAGUUGCUGCAGGCUGAAAAUUUGCUGUGGCGACAGGUGCAGUAUGAAGCUUUCCCGGACGAGUACUGUGUGCUGGAGUUCAACAAGGCGAAUCCAGAGAAGAAGCAGAAACGAAUCGAGAAGAGCAGUUCAUUGUACGAGCAGUCGCCGUUUAUGGAUGACGUGGGCGUGAUAAGGAUGAAUAGCAGGAUUGGGGCUGCUCCUAUCGUACCCUUUGGAGUAAAAUAUCCAAUUAUCUUGCCGAGGGAGCACACUCUAACAGCCCUUCUUGUCGAGAGUUACCACAGACGGUUCAAACAUCAGAACGGUGAAACGGUGUUCAACGAAAUACGUCAGCAGUUUCGAAUACCGAAGCUGCGCCCUCUGAUACAACGUGUCGCCCGGAACUGCCAGAGCUGCAGGCUUCGGAAGGCAACUACACGACCACCAAUAAUGGCACCACUUCCGAAGGUUCGGUUGACACCCCACAUCCGGGCGUUCAGCCACACCGGCGUCGACUACUUCGGUCCAAUCCUGGUAAAGCAGGGCCGUAGUUUAGUGAAACGCUGGGUAGCACUAUUCACGUGUCUUAUUAUACGUGCGGUGCACCUGGAGAUAGUGCACAGCCUUUCGACACAAUCCUGUGUGAUGGCAAUCCGCCGAUUCGUUGCGCGCAGAGGAUCCCCGUCAGACCUUUACUCGGAUAACGGGACCUGUUUUCGUGGAGCUAGCAACCUGUUGCCGGAGCAGAUGGAAGCCAUCCAUGAACACUGCGCUGUGACGUUUACCAAUGCCAGAACGAGCUGGCACUUCAAUCCCCCAUCUGCACCUCACAUGGGGGGCUGUUGGGAACGGAUGGUGCGGUCUGUGAAGGCAGCUAUGGGAGCCAUUUCAGAACAUAAUCGCCACCCAAGCAACGAGGUUCUGGAGACUGUAGUCUUGGAAGCCGAAGCGAUCGUGAACACUCGACCGUUGACCUACGUACCACUCGAUGAUGAAGACUAG
This is a messenger RNA of Aedes albopictus (Asian tiger mosquito), 1509 nucleotides long. RefSeq lists its product as uncharacterized. The transcript has a single exon. Bases 1 to 1509 code for a protein of 502 amino acids. NCBI's taxonomy places the organism in Eukaryota, Metazoa, Arthropoda, Insecta, Diptera, Culicidae. The record is from RefSeq and is a predicted model, not a curated record. Gene Ontology annotation, biological process: DNA integration. Gene Ontology annotation, molecular function: nucleic acid binding.